Fusarium falciforme is the source of this 606-nucleotide messenger RNA. RefSeq names its product FAA-hydrolase domain-containing protein. The transcript is spliced from 4 exons. NCBI's taxonomy places the organism in Eukaryota, Fungi, Ascomycota, Sordariomycetes, Hypocreales, Nectriaceae. Gene Ontology annotation, molecular function: catalytic activity. Bases 1 to 606 code for a protein of 201 amino acids. The record is from RefSeq and is a predicted model, not a curated record.
AUGGAGCAACCCCAAUAUCCCCUCCUCUUCUACAAGCCACCUACGGCCCUUUCGGGGCCAGUUGAUCCCAUCACAGUGCCACCCGUGGCACAGGAAAGCGCGGGGGUGGACUAUGAAUGCGAAAUGGUCAUAGUUAUUGGAAACAGGUGCAGAGAUGUGCCGGAGUCUGAAGCGCUUGGCUGUGUGCUCGGCUACGCUGUCGGAAAUGAUGUGACGCAUCGAGAUUGGCAGCUACAAAGAGGAGGAGGUCAAUGGUCCCUCGGGAAAGGAUUUGACACAUGGGCACCUUACGGGCCCGGUAUAGUUACCAGCAACGUUAUCAAAGACCCGCAAAAUCUCAGGAUCUGGACCAAGGUCAACGGAGACACUCGUCAGGAUUCUUCUACUGCAGAUAUGAUAUUUGGAGUCAAGAAAGUCGUCUCUUUGCUGAGCCGGGGUGUGACGCUCAUGCCUGGAGACCUCAUUUUCACGGGAACGCCCGCCGGUGUGGGGAUGUGCCGCAACCCCCAAGCUUGGCUUAAGAGUGGCGACGUUGUCGAGGUUGGAUUAGAGCAGAUUGGCACCUGUACGAACAGGGUUGAAUUCGAAAAGGAAGAGGCAACUUAG